This is a messenger RNA of Nelumbo nucifera (sacred lotus), 1577 nucleotides long. RefSeq names its product Peptidase family M48 family protein. Gene Ontology annotation, molecular function: metalloendopeptidase activity. Gene Ontology annotation, biological process: proteolysis. Lineage: Eukaryota; Viridiplantae; Streptophyta; Magnoliopsida; Proteales; Nelumbonaceae. The record is from RefSeq and is a predicted model, not a curated record.
AAAGCUUUACCAUAACUCCGGUCUCCGGCUGUGUGGAUGCCAACAACUGCUUAAACAAAACCGUCAAGUUUACGGUCUUAAUUAGACCAACAAAAUGCUUUCGCCUGAACAAAACGACGAGGGAGGGCUGUGAAGUGUGAAGUACGCCUAUCUGCAACUCCUCUCCCCUGUUCAAUGGCCUCUAUCUCUCUUUCUUCGUUCUGCUCAUCUCAGAGACCGGCAUAUCUGUUUCUCGAUUCGAAUUCCACGGAUCGGUCGCGGUUCGGGUCAUUUUCUCUGCGAUUCCGGUCGAUAAAGAAAUCAAGAGUCAGACUUUCUAUGUGCAAGGCUGCUUCUGUUGUCUUCCGUGACCUCGAUGCCGACGAUUUUCGCCAUCCUCUCGAUAAGCAGAACACAUUGCUUUUGCGGGCAAUUCCAGGUCUUAAUGAACUUGGCAAAGUUCUUUUAGGAACUGUUACGGAGCAGGUCAUGCUUCUUGAGAAUAUAGGGACAUCUGUUCUUGUUGGUGAAAAUCAGCUUUCUGAAAUUCAUGAAUUGAUGGUUGAGGCGGCAAAAAUACUAAACAUUGAAGCUCCUGAUUUGUACAUUCGCCAAAAUCCUGUACCCAAUGCAUACACUCUAGCCAUCAGUGGUAGAAAACCAUUUGUUGUUGUGCAUACAAGCCUUGUGGAGCUUCUGACCAGAAGGGAGCUGCAGGCUGUUUUGGCACACGAGCUGGGUCAUCUUAAAUGUGAUCAUGGUGUAUGGCUUACAUUUGCGAACAUUCUUAUGCUUGGUGCAUACACUGUACCUGGGUUUGGUGGAUUGAUUGCUCAGAGAUUGGAAGAACAGCUCUUUCGCUGGCUCCGAGCAGCAGAACUAACAUGUGAUCGAGCAGCCCUUCUUGUAGCCCAGGAUUCCAAGGUGGUCAUUUCUGUUCUCAUGAAACUAGCUGGGGGCUGUCCCUCCCUCUCUAAUCAACUUAAUGUGGAUGCAUUCUUGGAGCAAGCUCGAUCUUAUGACAAGGCUUCUUCAAGCCCAGUUGGAUGGUAUAUAAGAAAUGCUCAGACAAGGCAGCUCUCCCAUCCUUUGCCUGUUCUACGUGCCCGUGAGAUUGACAAAUGGUCAAGGAGUCAAGAGUACUUAACCCUUCUUAGACAGGCAACAGAGCUCAGUUCUGUUCAGAAAGUUUAGACUAGGCAAAGAGAGGUUGCAGCUUGAAGAGAUCCAGAUGAUUUAUGAAGGCAUUGGAGCACAGAAAAGGGGAAUGCAGAGAACCAGUGCAGAAUAUGACACGUAUAAUUCUUAUGCUUAUAGCAGGACCAUACAAGUACAGUAUGGAAACAAAACCUUGGUGUGAUUCAUCCAGGUCUACUGGUAUACUUAAAAGAGCAGAAGGAUAUUGGUUCUGAAAAGUUGUUGUAUACUUGCAACUAGAUGAUUGUAUGGUUUAUAUUAUCUCUGAAUGUAUGAUACUGUUUCUUAAAUAUACAACAUUUGUACGGGGUACUCAUGAAAUAUCCCUUGCUCGCUGGGAAGGAAGAUUGCUGCAAUGCAAAUUAUUUGGUAGUGCUAAAUAACAUGUGAGCCUUGUGAGA